CAAAAGCGCCAUUUGUAUGCUUAUCUGUGCAACGUUUUUAAGUUCCAGGAUGUGAGAAAGUCUGAACAUGGUGGCAAUUAGCAAGUUUUAAAUUUUCUUAACAACCAUUCCAGGUCUGGUUAUAUGUCUUUUAGGAAAGCAAGAUGUAUUCUUGUGUGGAUAAUGGAAAUGAAAAUUCAGAGACUGAAAACAGGAAAGACUGCAGUAAAAUUUCCAAUGAUGAAGUUAUAAAUCUAUUUUAUAGUAUUUUUGCAGAAUUGAAAUGUGAGUCCAAUCAUAUAUUAAAAGCAGAAGAUUGCAUACUAGAUAGAAAACAAAAAUUACAUAAAAUCAUUUGUUCGAAAUUGAGGUUUCCUUGUGGAAGUGUUUUAAAGGGAAAUUAUAAAAAAGGUAGUUUUAAGAUAGAGGUGGUAAAUGAUGUGGAAGAAGAUUUGCUGGAAAGAAGAUGUGAAUCACACAACCUUACAUAUGAACAUGUAUUUGAAACCUAUGAGAACUUGGAACAAAAAUUGCCUAGAGUAGGAGUUCAGGAACGUAUAAAUAAACUCGCACAAAUUUUAUGCCAAAAAAUUGGAGUGCAAGAGGAAAUUGUUGAUUCAAAUAAUCUGCAACAUAAAGUUUUAAGAAAUAGGAAGUUUCUGAAAAGAUUAAAAGAAAGCAACGAAAGCAGUGAAACUGAUAAAGCGCAAAGAAUAAUGAAAACAGUUUUCCUUCUUCCUGUUAGAAAAAAGAAUUUGUUGAAAGAGUAACAAAGUAGAACAGAGAAUAUUGACUUGGCUUUCUUACAAUCCCAAAAUAAAGAGCUGACCAAUGGGUUACUGAUUGAUGUAUUUAAAGCUGUAAAUAAGGACAUUAAAGAACUCCGUAGGGUGUUGAGUAGUCAGUUUACAAAACUUCAAUGUGUCAAACUUAGUACACUUGGUACAACAGCAGUGAAAACUAUGGAUGAGGCUAGCAACUACAUGGAGCAAGGGCUUCAUGGAGAGUUGAAAACAUUUUUGAAUUUACCUGCCUUUAAAUCACUUUACUCAGUUGAGUCAACAGAGUUCUGUACUCAAGUGGUAAAAAUAAACAAUAACAAGAUAACAGAAGAAAAAUGUACAGAAAUACCGGAUAGAAAAUGCAUAUCAUAUAAUCAAUUGUCCGAAACUAGGGAUCAGGAUGGUGAAGAUUCAGACACUGAUAUUGAUGACCAAUACAAAUCUGACAAUAUUUCAGAAGAAAAUGAGAAACCAGGUCUGAUAUUAGAUGUUCAAGAUGGUGAUGAUAUAGAAGAUGGAAAGACAAAUAAGAGAAAGCGAAAAGCAUAUGAUAAUGCUUUCAAACUUCGUGCAGUAAAAUAUGCUGAAAAUACUAGCAACCGAGCAGCUGAAAGAAAAUUUGGUAUCGCUGAAAAAUUGGUGCGUGACUGGAGAAAGUCUAAGGAUGUGAUUUUACAGAAACCAAGAAACUUUAAGAAAAAUGUCACAAAACAAACAGCUCUUGAUAUGAUAGAAAAAGAUUUAUGUAAAUGGUUUCUAUUUUAUCAAAAGAAAGGCGUAAUGCUUGGUAAAAAAGAAAUAAUGACAAAAGGAAAAAUGUUAGCGAAAGUUCAAAAAUACAAAGUGAACACUUCGCGGCAUUUGUUUGGGAAAAGAUGGUGUGAUAGAUUUUUGAAAUCAAAUAGUCUUGUUCUCUGUCGCACUAAAGGGAAAGGUAAAAAGCUUAACAUAAGUCAAAGUCUUUCAUGUUCCAUGGAUGAAAUUGUUGUGGAAGAUAAAAGUUUGGGAGAUGGUGAAGAGAAUAAAAUUAAGGAUAUUGGAGAUUGUGACUCCGUUAAAACAGAACCUAAAGAAGAUGAUGAUCCAGAAAGUAUUGAUCCUCAAUCAUCAUUACACAUGACUGAUGUUUUUGAAAUAGAUCCGGAGAAUAGUAUUCAUGCUGAAAUUAGAGAACUACAUAAAACUGAAGAAGUUGAGAACAGUAAAGGGCUAAGAGUUAAAUUGGGUGUUGUUGCAAAUAUGUCGGAUAAUGUUGGUCAUAAAAGUUUGAUAUCCGACUCUGAAGCAAAGGCAGCUCAUAACUCUGAUGUUUGUGAUAAUGUACAAUCUGAACUUGAAACUGAUAAAAAUCAAUUGCUAGAAAAAAAGACUGUGUCUAGGGGAAAAAGGAAACGCUCCUAUGAUAACAUUGCAUGCACGUCGCACAGCAGCCAACAUGAUGAGACAUCUGAGAAUACCACAUUUUCAAAAAUUAGGAAAACUGAUGCUGUUAAAGAUGACUUGGACCAAUCUGAAACCUCCCUCCAUAAAGAAAGCAUUGCUAAAGCAAUAGGAACAGAUUUUCAAAAGUUUGAGGAUGAUUUGUUAUCAUGGAUUCAAGAAAAGCAGAAAGAAAAACUGGAUAUUUCUGCAGAAUUAGUUGCAACAAAAGCAAAGGCAGUGUAUAAGGAUAAAAAGUAUGGUUUAGACUCCUGUGCUGAUAUGAUUUCAAAUGCUUGGGCUCAACAAAUUUUGGAAAGACACAAUAUAGUUGAAGGAAUUAUGGAUACCAACCUAGAAAACCCUGAUGUAAAUAUUGAUAUUCCUCCAGAAUUACAAGGAAUACCAAAAAACAAUGAUAAUGAAUCAGAAUUCACCGACAUGCAAGAUGAAAGAGAUAAAAAAUCAGCAAGACAGUCUUAUGAUAAUGCAUUUAAAAGCAUUGUCAUAAACUUUGCUGAAAGUUCAAGUAACAUUUUUGCAGCGAAAGUGUACAAAAUUAGUGAAAAAAAUAUAAGAUAUUGGCGAAAAUCCAAGGAAAAAAUUAUCAACGGUUGUAAGGAUAGAAAGCGGUUCGUUCCAAGAACUUCAACGUAUAAUGAGCUAGAAAAGGAUCUAGCUUCAUGGUGCAAGAAUAUGCAUAAAAGCGGGAAAAGGUUAUUGCGAUCUGCAGUCAGAUCAAAAGCAAGUCGGUUAGGCAAGGAAGGAAAGUACAAAGUAGAUACGAGUCAGUUUCGGGCAUCUAAUGGAUGGUGCUCACGAUUUUUGGAAAGACAAGGUUUGACUUGUGAAAAUGGCGCAGCUCACAGAGGUAAAAACCUGCAGGAAUUACGUGCCUCAAACGUUGUAACAGCUGAAUCUUUUGAUGAGUACAAGAAUGAUAGUGAUGAAUGUUGGGAAGAAGAUGAUGAUAAUGAUGAUGAUGAUAAUAAUGAUAAUGUAUAGAUGCAAAUUUGAUUUUGUAACAAUACCAAAUCAUGAAUUGCAGUGCUUCAGGUCUUCAAUGCAGACUUAGUGUAAUGUUGUUAUCUAAGGAUUUACUGGAAUUAUCUUUGUAAAUACAUGUAUUACGUAAAUUAAGAAAAGUAAGAUAUGUUUUUCCAGGCGGUUAAAUGCAUUUUCACAUGAAAACAUUCUGGUAUAUUUUUUAUGCAAAUGUAAAUAAAAUUAUUUUUCUUUUUAUAAAUUUUUGUUACCUUGUUUAUAAAAUAUUAUUUUACAGGAGAUAUCUAUCUUUUUAGGACAGAUAAAAGCUUGAUGUGAUUAAAGCUGGAUGGAAUUUGUGUAUUAUUA
Molecule: messenger RNA, 3533 nt
Organism: Ruditapes philippinarum (Manila clam)
Lineage: Eukaryota; Metazoa; Mollusca; Bivalvia; Venerida; Veneridae
Exons: 2
Coding region: 942-3185 (747 amino acids)
Cellular component (GO): nucleus
Molecular function (GO): sequence-specific DNA binding
Source: RefSeq, a predicted model, not a curated record